AUCAAUUAUAAAUACUAGUACAGAAUAACAAAAUGAAUAUAGAACAAAGAUACUUUACCAAUAAAAAAGAAAAGAAAAUAUAGAAGAAAGAUAGUGUUGAGGCCUUGAGCCUCGAGGACACUGCAACUAUACUAUACAAGUUGCAUUCUGUUCCAAUGGGCGAUACUAAUAAUGUUAAAACAAAACGACACACACAAACACGUCGUCUGAGGACACGUUAUGGAACCCGUAGUCAAAACGCCACCGUUUCGACUGAACCGGUUUCCGAAACUACCACCAAGAAUCCAUCGCCGGUUUUGCCCGAUGAACUCAUCGGCGAGAUCCUCGUGAGGGUUCCAGUGAGAUCCCUCAUUCAAUUUAAGUGUGUGUGCAAAUCAUGGAAAACCCUAAUUUCUGAUCCCCAAUUCGCAAAGCGCCAUCACCUGAACUCAAAUUCGUAUCCACAAUUGUUCUGUCCUCUCUUCGGUGAAGGAGAUUUGGACAUCGUUUCUUACAAUGUUGAGUCAUUGUUGGAAAAUAAUUCAACCAAUUCAAACCCUAUUACACCCUAUAAUACCUUCGCCACGAACCACAAUUACGUAAUUGUAGGUUUAUGCAAAGGAUUGUUCUGUCUGAUUGACAUUGAAGAAAGUUAUGUGAUACUGUGGAACCCUUUAUUGAAUUUGAAAUCGAAAAAAUCUCCAACCAUGGUUUCUCUUUAUGGUGAUGAUGAUAGUGUGUCAUAUCAUGGUUUUGGUUAUGAUCAUGUUAAUGACAAAUACAAGGUACUAGUAAAUGUGUGCAAUUUUAAUAAAUAUGGUGAAAGUGUGACAAGAAUUUACACAUCUGGUGAAAAUUCUUGGAAAACGAUUGAGAAUAUACCGGGUGAUCCUGAUGAAAUUCAUUUUGAUACCAGCACAGGGAGAUUAGUGAGUGGCAAUUUGAAUUGGGUAAUAAAUAAAGAUAUUAAUUCUAAUGAAGAGGUGAUUAUUACCUUUGAUAUUAUGAAUGAGACUUAUGGGGAAAUGUUGCUGCCACCACAUGAUGGUGAAAAAAUGAGCAAUGUUAUGUUGGAUGUUUUGAGUGAUUGUCUUUCUCUGUGUUUUGAGUCAAACCAAAGUAAAUGGGUUGUGUGGAUGAUGAAAGAAUAUGGAGUUGGUGAGUCAUGGACAAAAUUGAUGACCAUCUCUAAUGUGUUUUUUACAAUAGAGCCUCGUAUGGUUGAGGCAGAGAGUAGUGAUGAACCGGUUAUGAUCCCUAAUCAGAAUGUUACAAUGAGGCCUUCUUAUGUCAACUCAUUGUUCAUUUCUGAAAAUGGUACUAUACUGGUUAAUACUAUGCGUUCCAAAAUUGUCUUGUAUAACUCUUGUCAUGGUAGGUCGCAUUAUCCCAUUAUUUCUAGCUUCAUUAAUAUUAAUGAACUAGAGUUUUACCAUGAGAGUCUGGUAUUACCGGAAUGGUAAAUCACAUUUUUGGAGUCUUUUAAGAUUUAUUUUAAAUCAUUUCUUUGUAUUCUUAUUUAUCAGUAAUAGUCAUGGUUGUA
Molecule: messenger RNA, 1522 nt
Organism: Cicer arietinum (chickpea)
Lineage: Eukaryota; Viridiplantae; Streptophyta; Magnoliopsida; Fabales; Fabaceae
Product: F-box/kelch-repeat protein At3g23880-like
Molecular function (GO): protein binding
Source: RefSeq, a predicted model, not a curated record